This is a messenger RNA of Scomber japonicus (chub mackerel), 3434 nucleotides long. RefSeq names its product mitogen-activated protein kinase kinase kinase 9 (gene map3k9). The transcript has 12 exons. Gene Ontology annotation, molecular function: protein binding; ATP binding; JUN kinase kinase kinase activity. NCBI's taxonomy places the organism in Eukaryota, Metazoa, Chordata, Actinopteri, Scombriformes, Scombridae. Bases 84 to 3206 code for a protein of 1040 amino acids. The record is from RefSeq and is a predicted model, not a curated record. Gene Ontology annotation, biological process: protein phosphorylation.
UUACCGCAGUGUUUGUGUGCGGGAUUAGCCUCUACUUAGCUUUGUGUGUGCAGUGAUCCAGGUCGCCCCUAUGGAUCGCGUCCAUGGAUGUCUUCAAACCCGCUCUGGACAAUAGUUUGAGUCCUAAGGCGAGCGUCCCUUCAUCGGAAGAAGCGGAGACAGAUGUUUUCCGCUGGCCGACACCGGAGAAUGGCAUCAGAGCAACGCCGGGUGCGAGACCCUCUGCACCGGGCGUCUGGACCGCCGUGUUUGACUAUGAGGCGACUGCGGACGAUGAGCUCAGUCUACGCAGGGGGGACCUGGUGGAGGUGCUGUCCAAGGACUCCCUGGUGUCGGGAGAUGAGGGAUGGUGGACCGGUAUGAUAGCAGAUCGGGUUGGCAUUUUCCCGUGUAAUUAUGUCAGUAAAGGGAAUGGCAUCCCGGAGGAAAUACGGGAUACCUCAGAGCAGCAGUACUCAGUGCCUCCUCUGCACCUCCUGGAGAUUGAUUUCUUAGAGCUGACCCUUGAGGAAAUCAUCGGAGUGGGCGGUUUUGGAAAAGUCUAUCGUGCCAUUUGGCGGGGCUCAGAGGUGGCGGUGAAGGCGGCACGACGAGACCCAGAUGAGGACGCGGAGCAGACCCUGGAGAGCGUCCGUCAGGAGGCCAAGCUUUUUGCCAUGCUCAACCAUCCCAACAUCAUGGGUCUGCUGGGGGUUUGUCUACAAGAGCCCAACCUGUGCCUGGUCAUGGAGUACGCUCGGGGCGGCCCCCUCAACCGGGCCCUCGCAGGGAAACGAAUCCCUCCGUGCACACUGGUGGAUUGGGCCGUACAGAUCGCCCGGGGCAUGCACUACCUCCACAGCCAGGCCAUCGUCCCUAUUAUUCACAGAGACCUCAAGUCCAGCAACAUCCUGAUCCUUGAGAGGGUUGAGAUGGAAGACCUCAGUAACAAGACCCUGAAGAUCACCGACUUCGGCCUGGCUCGAGAGUGGCACCGCACCACCAAGAUGAGCGCAGCCGGGACCUACGCCUGGAUGGCUCCCGAAGUCAUCCGCUCGUCCACGUUCUCCAAGGGUAGCGACGUUUGGAGUUACGGCGUGCUGUUGUGGGAGCUGCUGACGGGAGAGGUUCCUUUUCGGGGUAUCGAUGGUCUCGCUGUGGCUUAUGGAGUGGCAAUGAAUAAGCUGGCUUUGCCCAUUCCCACAACUUGUCCUGAGCAAUUUGUACGUCUUAUGGAGGACUGCUGGAGCCCAGACUCUCACUCCCGGCCGCACUUCACAACUAUUUUAGACCAGCUGACCGCCAUCGAGGAGUCAGGCUUCUUUGAGAUGCCAGCAGAGUCCUUCCACUCUCUGCAGGAUGACUGGAGACUGGAGAUACAGGAUAUGUUUGACCAACUGAGGACCAAGGAGAAGGAGCUGCGAUCUUGGGAGGAAGAGCUGACCCAAGCGGCACUGCAGCAGAAGUGCCAGGAGGAGGCGUUGAGGAGGCGCGAGCAGGAACUAGCCGAGAGGGAGAUCCAUAUCCUGGAGCGAGAGCUCAACAUCAUGAUUCACCAGCUCUACCAGGAAAAGCCUCACGUGGAGAGCAGACAGGGCAAGUUCCGACGCAACCGCCUAAAACUCAAGGAUGGGAACAGGAUCAGCUUGCCUUCAGAUUUUCAGCACAAAAUCACAGUGCAGGCGUCACCUUCUCAUGAUCGGCGCAGGAGUUUGCUCAGCAGCGGCUCCAGCCCUCCGACUAGUCCACCAAUGCUGCCCCGCCUAAGAGCCAUACAGCUCACUCCAGGGGAGGGGUGUACAGAGUUGGAGAGAAAGGGGUCCAGGAAGAAGGGCAGAUCCCGCGGGUGUGGUCCUUACAGGGAGCACAGCGCUGAUGCCAGUGUGAAACCUGCACAUGAGGGGAGCAGGCAGCGGUCCUGCAGCGCCCCGAAUCUUCGCAGAUCCCCGAGACACAGUCCAGCAGUGCCUGGAGUGCCAAGCCUGGUGGAGAUGGAAAAUGAAGACUGCUGCUUCACUACUGAGCCAGGAGCGGCCUCUGGUCAGUCCUACCUCUGCAUCCCCUUCCACAAAGAGGGCCACACAGGUGCUGCCGCUGAUGGUGCCGACGGAGAGGAGUAUUGCCCCAGCGUCCAGGUGCCAGCAACACCACCGUGCAAGAAAAGCCCGGCAGGUGGUCGUCGCUCUGAGCUGGUCCUGCUGGGCUGUGGAGCCCUGCUGGCAGCCGUUGGAUUGGGCUGCAAUCUUCUAACUUUAGCCCAACCAGAAGAGACUAUCAAACCACGAUGGGAGAGCUUCUUUCACAGAUCAGGGGGCCAAAGGCGGAGCACCAGCCCCCCAACUCGCAGACUAUUCAGGCGGGAAAGCCCACUGAAACCCUCAGCACCCUCGUUACCUGAGCGAGGCUUGCCCCCCUCUUACACGCUGCUGUCCUUAUCAUCAGUGUCUGACUGCAACUCCACCCGCUCACUGCUGCGCAACGACAGCGAGGAGUUGUUAGUCUGCCGCCCCGCCUCCCCGCUUGCAAAGCAUUCUCUCCCACCUCCCGUCCUGCAGCAUCAUGGCAUCCGAACCCCGGUCAACCCGCUGGUCAACACCCACCUUGAAAGCUUCAAGCGUAACCCCCGCCAGUCUCUAACGCCCACACACGUACCCUCCGCCACAAGUUCCUCACGUAGCUUACGUCGAACGCCAUCAGAUGGAGCCAUCAAGAAGUGCAGCCCUCCUCAUAAUCUUGAACCACUGCCAGAAAAGAAAGCUUUAGAGAGCACAGGUGGUUUUAGAGGAUUAAAAGAAGACUGUUCUGAAGUUCCCCGGCUCCCAGAUCCCAAUGUAGUAUUCCCCCCCACACCCCGACGUCGCUGUGCCCCCGAACGCCCCAAAACUUUGGACUUUGUAGCUCGGCCUCGGCCUUCCCCACGGGCUCGCUGUGAAGUGUUCUGGGCGGACACGAGGCCUCGGGGAAACGGACAGACCCUGGGUAACGGCGAGUCCCCUGCCCAUACCUCCAGCACAGAGACUCCUCCCACGGUAGAGUUUGGGAGAGACCCCGCAGUGCUGCCCACCCCCAUGGAGGCCCCGACACCCUACUCCCCCCGCAAGAACGAAAACCUGUUGGAUCAGCUGGACGAGGGACAGUACCGAGAUGGAACCGUCCCACUCUGCAGACCGGAGAUCAGCUUUCCCAAAGACUCACCUUACCGCUUCAGACCCGGAUUCUGGUCCUAACUUUGUCCCAUGUGUGCAUACAGCCUCAGCCCUCACUGGUCCAACACGAGGAGGGGAAAGUCCCUGGUAUUAACCUGUUGGAUUGUAAAAGGUGUGCGUCAAUUAGUACUUACAAAGUGUUCUCUGAAUCUGUUUUUAGCUUUAAUCAGUACUUAAUGGAGGUGGUUCACCUUUUCCCAUCUACAGUAAUGUGGUUUCAAUCACAGGAAUACAUGCAAAAUGAACUUU